Scophthalmus maximus (turbot) is the source of this 3002-nucleotide messenger RNA. RefSeq names its product BRMS1 like transcriptional repressor a (gene brms1la). Gene Ontology annotation, molecular function: histone deacetylase binding. Lineage: Eukaryota; Metazoa; Chordata; Actinopteri; Pleuronectiformes; Scophthalmidae. The coding region runs from base 252 to 1040 and encodes 262 amino acids. Gene Ontology annotation, cellular component: Sin3-type complex. Gene Ontology annotation, biological process: negative regulation of transcription by RNA polymerase II. The transcript is spliced from 9 exons. The record is from RefSeq and is a predicted model, not a curated record.
AUCCUGGGUAAUGUAGUUUUGGAGUGCCUUUUAAGAGCCCGAGCGUCGUGAACGCUAGCGACACACAGAACUACAGUUCCCUGUGCGAGCAGGAAGCAGAGCGCCGGACCGAGAUUUGUUUUUAGCUUAGCUGGGACACGAGCGGAAUAGGAACCGAGGGAAGAACACGACAGGGCUUCUGAGCCUGGUUUGACGUUCAAACCAAGAAAAAACAAGGACCUCCACAUUUUUCUUAAGUUGAUUUUGCUGCCAUGCCGGUGCACCGUGACCGGGAGAAGAAGGAGAGUACGGCAGAGGAGAUGGAGGUGGAAGAGCAUGAGCAGGAGGCGUCCAGCACGGAAGAGGAGGAUUCGGACACCUCCUCUGUCUCGGAUGAUGGAGACAGCUCAGAAAUGGACGAGGAGGACUGUGAGCGGAGGAGGAUCGAGUGCCUGGAUGAAAUGUCCAACCUGGAGAAACAGUUCACAGAUCUCAAAGACCAGCUGUAUCGUGAGCGUCUCAGUCAGGUGAACAGCAAACUGCAAGAGGUGGAGGCUGGUCGGGCAGCGGAGUAUCUGGAACCUCUGGCGGUGCUGCUGGAGAACAUGCAGGUCCGCACUAAAGUGGCAGGUAUCUACAGGGAGUUGUGUCUGGAAUCUGUGAAGAACAAGUAUCAGUGUGAGAUCCAGGCGGCAUGUCAGCACUGGGAGAGCGAGAAGCUCCUGCUGUUCGACACGGUGCAGAGUGAACUGGAGGAGAAAAUCAGAAGACUGGAGGAAGACAGACACAGCAUCGACAUCACGUCGGAGCUGUGGAAUGACGAGUUGUCGGGGAGGAAGAAGAGGAGAGACGCUCUUAGUCCAGAUAAGAAGAAGAGAAGACCCUCAGUCGUCUCUGGCCCAUAUAUUGUCUACAUGUUACCUGACCUGGACAUCCUGGAGGACUGGACGGCCAUCAGAAAGGCUGUGGCUACGCUGGGCCCCCACAGAGGGAAGACCGACGCCGAUAGCCCCGUGUUCCCAUUCAGACCGGAUCGAAACAGACCCAUACUGAACUGCUGAGGCGCGCGAGCACACACACACACACACACACACACACACACACACACACACACACACACACACACACACACACACACACACACACACACAUAUGUGUAUGUCAAUUACACCCAAACACACACAAAGUCACACACACGAAAAAUGCACACGGCGGAACAUUUCUCAGAGUCCACCACGCUGCUCGGCCAACAGCGACACCAGUCGGUGAGCUGCCUCUUGUGCCAAGCGGAAGACACACACGACAAGGACUCACAGGUUUGAAUCCCCUUAAAGAACAAACAGGAAUAGAGAUUUUUAAAUAUUGUCCUUUUUUUGGUCUGGAAAGUUGCUGUUCCCUGAGUGUCGAGGUAAGAGGUGGUCUCUCUGUGAACAGUCAAAGUCAAAGUAAAAAAAAUCAUUGAUGCAACAUGAUACAAGUAUCACUGUAAUAUAAAGCUAACAGGUUUUAUUCACUAAUUGAAUUUUUAAAAAAAAAAAGGCUUAAUGUGACUCCUGAGCAAAUGAGAACAUGAUUUGCUGACAUGUUACACGUCUAUCAUCAUGUCAGAUGCCGUUUUUCAACGUUUGACCUCCGAGCCUUUGAUCAAAACAGUUUUUUCUUCAAAACUAGCUGUCACAUUUGGGAUCUGAAUCUUUGAAAUGACCAGUGGCAAAAUGUUUUUCAGUCCUUGUUUACAUAUUGAACAGAUCCACCCACAGUAAAGUGUUUUCUUUUUUUGUUUUUUUUUACUUCCCAAGAACCAGGUUAUUCACGAUUUACAACCCACUUAGCGCUCUGAACGGUGUCAAUGGACAGUGGGGUUAUUUCUUCAAGUUUACAACUACAACAAGCAAACUCCGUCAUCUGCCACAGAUGGCGUUUGACAGUGGAAUUCACCGUUAACCCCUCAUUUUCUGGACAUAGAAAUCACUGGCAAAUAUUUACAUUUGAGCUCUAUUGACAGUGCUCAAGCAUUUUGGAAGGGUUUUCCUUCUCGGGGGUAUUUAAACCAGGAUGUCAAAUUUAUGACAAGGCUCCACAUCAUGGCAUUGAGGUUUUUUGUCUCGAACAUAGCAGGUUAUUGAUGUUUCCAAUGACAUAUGGAGAAAUAAGAAUAUUUUUCUUACUUUUUUUAAUGUGGAUUUGUUGAAUUAUAUUGUUUGCAAUUCAUAAUGAUUCUGUGUGAUAAUGUUUUUAACAGUUAGGUGACCAGAGUUUUGAGCAGUGCCUACAUUGGAAGCUACGUUCAGUUAUAUUCCAGCAUCAUGUUCUUUAGGGUUUAGCGCUGCAUCUUUGUUGCUGUGAUGAACUCAACUCCUAAUUUAAAGCCCACAUUGAGAGCAGUGUAAUUGAAAUGCAAUUAUAGGAAAUAAAUAUUUCAAUAUUUGUACGCGCCUACGAGACCAAGGCAGAUUUAGGUGAUCAAAAAAGGGGGGGGGGGUUCCCAAAUUCAUGGAGAUAUUAGAUUUCUAACUGAUUUUUAAAGAUAUUGACAUGGUAGUAUUCUGCAAUUAUUCUCGGCUGAAUGUAUCUACCUCUUCUCUCAUUCUUUUGUUACUAUUACUCUUGGACAUGUAAAUGCUUCCAUCUCUAUGGCCAUGUUGAUUUUAAUUGUGUAUUUCUGUUUUUUAAUUUUUUUUAUGGCUUUGAUUCUUGCAUUUUUGUCAGGAUGUUUUUAGUUUUUUUUUAACCCUCCAACGAUGACGGCUAAUUGUACAGAAGUGGAAGGAACCAAACUCCGAAUCACACCCCCCGCCCCCAUCACUGAUUCUUCACAGAUUCAACCCACUGUUUGUACUGGAUGAUGAACAAACUGCCAUUUAAUAAUACAGAACUGUGGUUUUUAAAGAUUAAGGUGGUGUGGAUGUGAAAUAUUCAAAUGAAUAUUUUUCGAUUUUUUUUUUUUAUAUUAAGUAAUGCAUCAGGUACAUUUGUCUUUUUUUGUUAAAGAUGUUUUACAAUUAAACAUUUUAUUGUUAUUA